UUGACUGUGGUGUGCCGCAUCGCAUCGUUCCUUGUAUUGACUGUGGUGUGCCGCAUCGCAUCGUUCCUUGUAUUGACUGUGGUGUGCCGCAUCGCAUCGUUCCUUGUAUUGACUGUGGUGUGCCGCAUCGCAUCGUUCCUUGUAUUGACUGUGGUGUGCCGCAUCGCAUCGUUCCUUGUAUUGAAUGUGGUGUGCCCCAUCGCAUCGUUCCUUGUAUUGACUGUGGUGUGCCGCAUCGCAUCGUUCCUUGUAUUGACUGUGGUGUGCCGCAUCGCAUCGUUCCUUGUAUUGACUGUGGUGUGCCGCAUCGCAUCGUUCCUUGUAUUGACUGUGAUGUGCCGCAUCGCAUCGUUCCUUGUAUUGACUGUGGUGUGCCGCAUCGCAUCGUUCCUUGUAUUGACUGUGGUGUGCCGAAUCGCAUCGUUCCUUGUAUUGACUGUGGUGUGCCGCAUCGCAUCGUUCCUUGUAUUGACUGUGGUGUGCCGCAUCGCAUCGUUCCUUGUAUUGACUGUGGUGUGCCGCAUCGCAUCGUUCCUUGUAUUGACUGUGGUGUGCUGCAUCGCAUCGUUCCUUGUAUUGACUGUGGUGUGCCGCAUCGCAUCGUUCCUUGUAUUGACUGUGGUGUGCCGAAUCGCAUCGUUCCUUGUAUUGACUGUGGUGUGCCGCAUCGCAUCGUUCCUUGUAUUGACUGUGGUGUGCCGCAUCGCAUCGUUCCUUGUAUUGACUGUGGUGUGCCGCAUCGCAUCGUUCCUUGUAUUGACUGUGGUGUGCUGCAUCGCAUCGUUCCUUGUAUUGACUGUGGUGUGCCGCAUCGCAUCGUUCCUUCUAUUGACUGUGGUGUGCCGCAUCGCAUCGUUCCUUGUAUUGACUGUGGUGUGCCGCAUCGCAUCGUUCCUUCUAUUGACUGUGGUGUGCCGCAUCGCAUCGUUCCUUGUAUUGACUGUGGUGUGCCGCAUCGCAUCGUUCCUUGUAUUGACUGUGGUGUGCCGCAUCGCAUCGUUCCUUGUAUUGACUGUGGUGUGCCGCAUCGCAUCGUUCCUUGUAUUGACUGUGGUGUGCCGCAUCGCAUCGUUCCUUGUAUUGACUGUGGUGUGCCGCAUCGCAUCGUUCCUUGUAUUGACUGUGGUGUGCCGCAUCGCAUCGUUCCUUGUAUUGACUGUGGUGUACCGCAUCGCAUUGUAG
Parnassius apollo (apollo) is the source of this 1182-nucleotide messenger RNA. Lineage: Eukaryota; Metazoa; Arthropoda; Insecta; Lepidoptera; Papilionidae. The record is from the annotation of a GenBank genome assembly.